Messenger RNA from Falco peregrinus (peregrine falcon), 1013 nucleotides. RefSeq names its product translation initiation factor IF-2-like. The transcript has 2 exons. Lineage: Eukaryota; Metazoa; Chordata; Aves; Falconiformes; Falconidae. The coding region runs from base 56 to 796 and encodes 246 amino acids. The record is from RefSeq and is a predicted model, not a curated record.
GGCGCCGCGCCAAUAGGCGGGCGGGGGGGGCGUGUCCGCCGGGCACCUCCCGCCAAUGAGGCGACGGCGGCGGCUCGGGGCAACAAUGGGGGGCGCCCGGGGCGCACGUGGGGCCGGCGGCGGUGGCGGGGCCGGGGCGGGGGCCGGGGCUGGGGCUCCCCCGCUCCGCUCCGCUCCGUCCCGCCCGGCGCCGGGGCACUCCCCUCCCCCGCCCUCCCCCGCCCCUCCGGGCCCUCCCCCUGUGUCACGGCGGCGGCCGCAUUCGGGGCCGGGCACGGCGGAGGGAGGGAGGGAGCAAGCGAACGGCGGCCGCCCCGGCAAUGUGGCCCGCCCGCGCCGUGGCGGCAGCGCGGCGGCGGCGGCGGCGGCGGGCAGGUGCGCGGCCGCUGAAACGGAGCAGGGGGGCGUAGGGGCGGGGAGCCGCCCGCCGCCCGCCCGCCGCCGCCCUCGCCCGGCGCUGUCAGGUGCCCCGGCGCCGGAGCACGCCGGUCCCCCGGCCGAGGAUGCCGCCCGCCGCCGGUCUCUCCGGUUCAUCUGUUGCUGCCUGACCGCGCCGUCAGCCCGGUGCAGCCUCCGCCGAUGGAUGCGGCAGCCCCCGCGCCCUGCCCGCCCGCAGCCGCCCCGCUGGCCACCGUGCCGGGAACAACUCCGGAGCUCCGCGGCCGGUAAAACAAAAACAAAAACAAAACAAAACAAAAACCAAAAACCAAACCAAAAUCCAACCCCCCCGUCUCGCCCGGGGCUUGAGAGGCGACCGACGAAUAUGCAGCAUCCUCCCCGGCUCGUCUCCCGUUAGCCUCACGCUUCCCGGCGCGGAGCCGGGCACAGCCGCCUCCUAGAGCUCCGCCGGACUUCGGGCUGCGCCCGCCAGGACCCGGCGCACGGAGCGGCUCCUCCUCCCCUUCUCCCGCUCCAUCCGAGCUUGGAGCCCUUCUUCGCACUCCUCUCCCUCUCGUGUUUUUGGUGGGUUUUUUUGUGUUUUUUUUUUUUUCCUUUUCUUUUUUUGGGUGGAA